UUUGCAUGUGCAAGUUUUUAAUGAUUGCGUGUCGAUGAGAAAGCGAAGCAUUAAUAUUCGUGGUUGGAGCCCAGCGUCUAUUAUCAGCUCUCUAGCAGCGCUUGAAGUGUCGGCUGCAAGGAAACUCACGAAGACACCUUCACAAAAAUGGCGGCAGGCAAAUACAAUGUCGGCAUCAUUGGCUAUGGCUUGAGUGCUAAGACCUUCCAUAUCCCCUUUGUGAAUGCGGUCCCGGAUUUCAAUCUCUAUGCCAUUGUACAGAGAAGCCCGAAACCAGACGACGAUGCAAGCAAGGACUGGCCCAAGACCAAGGCUUAUCGAUCUACGGAGGAAAUGAUGGGGGAUGAUCAGGUCCAUGUCGUCGUUGUGACGACGGCACCGGUAUCGCAUCUUCAACUGGCAAAGGCGGCGCUGUUGGCGAACAAGCAUGUUGUCGUGGAGAAACCCUUUACACCCACAUCGGCUGAGGCACAGGAGCUCGUCGAUCUGGCCAAGUCCCAAAAUAGGAUUCUCACCGUCUACCAGAACCGACGGUGGGAUUCGGACUUUCUGACAUUGAAGAAGUAUAUCAAGGACGGUGCGUUGGGCCGGAUAGUCGAGUUCGAGACUCACUUCGAUCGGCAUCGACCGGAGCCGCCAGCCGACAACUGGAAGGCACACCACGCUCCCGGGACUGGUGCGGUGUAUGACCUGGGCACUCAUCUGAUGGAUCAAGUCGUCAGCUUGUUCGGUAUGCCGGAGAAGGUCACCGGGUUCGUCGGUUCACAGCGAGAGGUAAAUACCACCGGGUUGGAGGACUCCUGUACGGUGCUGCUACAUUACGCUAGCCCGAAGAUGUUGGUCACGGUCAAAGCGGGAGUUGUCAGCCCGGAGGUGAGUCAACUGAGAUACUGGGUUCGCGGAGACAAAGGAUCUUUCAAGAAGUUUCACCUUGAUCCGCAGGAGGAUCAGCUUCGGAAGGAAGGUCUGAGACCAGGGGAUAAAGGCUAUGGGAUCGAGAGCGAGGACAAGUAUGGGACAUUGAAUCUUUACAGAGAUGGCAAGAUUUCCAGUGAAGUGGCCCCAACCGUGGAGCCUGCGACGUACACGGAGUACUACCGACGUCUCGCUGCUGCGCUGGACGGGGAUGUUUCUCAGGUCCCAGUGCCUCCUGAGCAGGCUGUGGGGGUCAUCAGGCUGGUCGAACUCGCUCGUGAAAGCUCACAACAGGGAAGGACUUUGUCUGUCUGAGAGUAUUCAUGGGCGGAUUGGCAGCACCGAGACAACCGUAAACGGAUGAGAUAGCCUUAAGUGCAUUGCAAGGGUAACAGAAGGUGCUUUUGAAAUA
Cladophialophora immunda is the source of this 1327-nucleotide messenger RNA. RefSeq lists its product as uncharacterized. NCBI's taxonomy places the organism in Eukaryota, Fungi, Ascomycota, Eurotiomycetes, Chaetothyriales, Herpotrichiellaceae. Bases 148 to 1230 code for a protein of 360 amino acids. The transcript has 2 exons. Gene Ontology annotation, molecular function: nucleotide binding. The record is from RefSeq and is a predicted model, not a curated record.